UUUACUUUUACAGGUGAGCGUGUGCUGUGCUUUCAUGGGCCUCUUCUUUAUGAAGCAAAGUGUGUGAAGGUUGCCAUAAAGGACAAACAAGUGAAAUACUUUAUACAUUACAGUGGUUGGAAUAAAAAAAGUGCUGGGAGGCCCAGGCGCUCUGAACACUCUUUGAAGACCCGUGAGGAUAUUGUAGGCCUUUUUCCUGUUCCUGAAGGAGCCCCCUCAGUACACCACCCCCUCCUGACCUCUAGUUGGGAUGAAUGGGUUCCAGAAAGCAGAGUACUCAAAUACGUGGACACCAAUCUGCAGAAACAGCGAGAACUUCAAAAGGCCAAUCAGGAACAGUAUGCGGAGGGGAAGAUGAGAGGCGCCGCCCCGGGGAAGAAGGCCGCCGGCCUGCAGCAGAAGAGCGUCGAAGUGAAAACCAAAAAGAAUAAACAGAAAACUCCUGGAAGCGGGGACGGCGGCAGUACCAGCGAGACGCCUCAGCCUCCGCGCAAGAAAAGGGCCCGAGUGGACCCGACCGUUGAGAAUGAGGAAACAUUUAUGAACAGAGUCGAAGUGAAAGUAAAGAUUCCCGAAGAGCUGAAACCGUGGCUUGUUGACGACUGGGACUUGAUCACCCGGCAGAAGCAGCUCUUUUAUCUUCCUGCCAAGAAGAACGUGGAUUCCAUUCUAGAGGAUUAUGCAAAUUACAAGAAAUCUCGAGGAAACACAGAUAAUAAGGAGUACGCCGUGAACGAGGUGGUGGCCGGGAUCAAGGAGUACUUCAACGUGAUGCUGGGCACGCAGCUGCUCUACAAGUUCGAGAGGCCGCAGUACGCGGAGAUCCUGGCGGACCACCCGGACGCGCCCAUGUCCCAGGUGUACGGGGCGCCGCACCUGCUGCGGCUGUUCGUACGGAUUGGAGCCAUGUUGGCCUACACCCCUCUGGAUGAGAAGAGUCUCGCGUUGUUGCUGAAUUAUCUUCAUGAUUUCCUGAAAUACCUGGCAAAGAAUUCUGCAACCUUGUUUAGUGCCAGCGAUUACGAAGUCGCUCCCCCUGAGUACCAUCGGAAGGCCGUGUGAGGCGCGGCGCUGACACGCUGUUUGGAUUUCUGUAAACACAUUUUUGUUUAGUCCUCCUCUUGUACAAAUGACGUACUUUGCAAAUGUUAGUGUAUAACAGAAUUGAUGUUUGUUUUCUGUUUGAACUUAAGCAGAGAAAAUAAAAGGGGUUAUAGCUCCUUUUUUCUUUUCUUUUUUCCUUCAUUUCAAAGUCGCUACCAGUGUAUUCAGUGAUGGACAACGAGAGACAUACUGUAGAGUGUUUUAUUGCCUAGUCGACAAAGCUGCUUCUGAAUGCUGGUGGUCCUAUCCCUUUGACACUACGCACUUUUAUGAUAUGUGUUAAUGCUGUAUGACACACUGCUCUGAUUCCUAGUGCCAAAGGUUCGAUUCCGUGGAUAUACCUGAACACGCUCGUCCGUUUGUGCUCCUUUUUUUAUGGUGCUUCAAGUAAAGAGCCCAGCCCGCAGGCCGUCCGUGCUGUCCCUUAGGCAUCGUCCCUUUGCUCCGGUUGUGGAAGAACGGUGGCUUGUCCCAUGGUUUUGUAUUUGUGUCUGAUGCACGUGUUAACAUGAUAGACGCAAUGCAUUGUGUAGCUACGGUUUUCUGGAAAAGUCAGUCUUUUAGGAAUUGUUUUUCAGAUCUUCAAUAAAUUUUUUCUUUAAAUUUCAAA
This is a messenger RNA of Suricata suricatta (meerkat), 1714 nucleotides long. It is a transcript of the gene MORF4L1, whose product is annotated as mortality factor 4 like 1. The transcript is spliced from 12 exons. Gene Ontology annotation, cellular component: NuA4 histone acetyltransferase complex; nucleus. NCBI's taxonomy places the organism in Eukaryota, Metazoa, Chordata, Mammalia, Carnivora, Herpestidae. The record is from RefSeq and is a predicted model, not a curated record. Gene Ontology annotation, biological process: regulation of DNA-templated transcription; chromatin organization. The annotation marks the transcript as partial.